Molecule: messenger RNA, 704 nt
Organism: Eruca vesicaria subsp. sativa (arugula)
Lineage: Eukaryota; Viridiplantae; Streptophyta; Magnoliopsida; Brassicales; Brassicaceae
Source: the annotation of a GenBank genome assembly
GAGAGAAGAGAAAUGGCUGCAACGAGCAUCGCUUCUAGGUCUACGACGUCUCUAGCCUCCAUCUUACGAACAGCUUCAAAAAGAAGCUUGAACCCGCCUAGACCUAGAAACUCCCUCCCGAACCUUAAUCCCACAUCGUCGCCUCUUCGUCAGGCUCGAAUCGAAGCUUCUUCUCUUCCCAGGUUUCUGCGGCGAGAACUAAGUACGCAUCAACCGUUUCAUAGCGUUGUUGCUGCCGCUUGCCUUGUUUCUAAACUCCCUUCUGACGUCACCUCUUAUGAAGGUAGAUUUGCCAACUAUGUCAGUCCCAUCUAAGAGGCAAGCACCUGAAGUAGAUGGAUGGCUUUUUCCGGCUUGUUUGAUGUUUUCAAGAAUAUUCAGCUUCUUUAGUUAAAAAAUACAUGUUAGAUGGAACCCCCAAUACAGUUUUUGGCAGAUGUUAUUACUUCCAUUUUAGUUGGGUUCUUAUCUUUUCAAUCAAAUGGUGAUUCAAAUCACUGUUGGAGUCAGGAAUGUAUGGUAUAACCUCUCCCGGAUACAACUACUCUUUUCAAAUUUAGAAAAAAGACUGUUUGCACGGGAUAAACUUUUUUUCAUUUCUACCAAUUUAUGUGCCUUAGCCUUAUUUUUUUUUGACUCGAGUGAAGGAUGUGUUAAGUGUCUAUGCUCUUCUUCCUUUUCUUGUUAUAAAGUUUUUGUCUGCA